AUGGGAGGCAGUGACAGUGAAUGUGAGAGUCUGGAAUCAGAGAGCCUUUCGGAGGUCGAGUUUGCAAGCCCCUCUUCAAGCCCAAGAACUACUACCAUGGCCGGACCAGCAAAGACGAGGCGGGAGCAGUUGAAGGACCAAAUGGAGGACGCUAGGCUCGUGUACUUGAACACCCUUGAAGCUCCCCGAAGUGCCGUGAGCCAGCUUCGCUCCAAGAAACAGGAGUACCUGCAACUUUUGGAACAAGAGCGCCCAGAUCUGGAGAACGAGAUCGGGCGCGUGAAGGAUCUAAAAGAAGAGACCUGGCCUGCAGGAGAGUCAAGUCCUGAUGCGGCCAAUGAGACACAGCCCGAGGAAUCGAAAGAGACAGUCGACGAAGAUGACACGUACGAAGCGGAGGAAGGGCUGGAUGAGGAAGAGAAUGAAGUGGAGGAGUGGAAUGAGGACGAGAGUGAGGAGGAAGAGGAGGAGAAUGUGCCGCCGCCACAGGACAUGUCUAUAAUGGUCAAUCUCAUCAGCAAGAAGGGCCGCAACGGACGCCCGGGGAAAACAAAGACCGUGCGGGUGAACGAGGGUGAUACCAUGAGGGCGCUCAAGGAGCAGAUCAGGAUGACUUAUGGCGUCCCACUGUGGCGUCCCAAUCCAUAA
Molecule: messenger RNA, 648 nt
Organism: Klebsormidium nitens
Lineage: Eukaryota; Viridiplantae; Streptophyta; Klebsormidiophyceae; Klebsormidiales; Klebsormidiaceae
Source: the annotation of a GenBank genome assembly